CACGCCAACCGAGAAAUCCUCCGCCACCAUGCGACGCGUCUAGAAUUGAUCAUGAUUCCCACAUGCAGCGACGUUUAGGACAAACAGUUCGCUGGACGCCAUCACAUCCCCAGCGCUUCUUGUCAUGAAGUGUGGGUAGAAUACUGCAACUAGUCGUGAGAUUGGGACCACGUUUGAUCCUCCCGCGAUUGCUAUUCUCAAUAUCAAGCGCAUCUUUUGACCACCACCACCACCACCACCACAACCGUCACCACACCACACCACUUCCCCUAUUUCACAGCCAACAUUCACCACUCCGUGCUUAUUGCGCAUGGGUAGGUCGACAUUCAUAUUUACCACAGUCUAGGGAUCCCCUGGCAGAUACCGACUGUCGAUCAUCCCUCGCAUUGGCAAAUCGAAUUGUGCAGUGCAGUGGCGGAUUCUAAGACCCUCUCAUUCUUCAACUUCUCUACCGCUGCCUCGAGGCUGGCGCCCGCUACACUGGCAUCCCUGCAGCGCCCUGCUUCAAAGUCCAUCCUUGUACAGAUCUCCAGUCUUGCACAAGACACCCCCAUCCUUGCUACCAGCAUUAGUGUGCAUAAUCCUAUUCGCCUUUUAUCUUCUCAACGAACAAGGAACUUUUGUCUUUGGGGACUGACAUUCAGAAAAGCAUAUUGGCGACUUGGGUCAAGUUUGUCUGAUCGCAGCGAAUGCGCAAUUCUCACCCUUCCGUCACCUUCGCGUCAGUGCAAAAUUUCAACCUGAUUUGCCCCAGCACGGAUUCUUCAGAAACCCGUUAGGAGUGUCUUGUCAGGCUGGCUGCUGGUGAGCGGUAUAGGGAAAAUGCGAUCGAAAGGGGCCAUUUGAGAUUGUCCAGAAGUCCGCUUUUCGGAGGAACCCCGUCAUUAUCUAACCAUGCCGCCGACAGAGACUACUGGAUCGUCCGGGCCACUGGCGGAUUACUUUUGGAUCGCUGGGCUGGAUACUCAGCAGCUCAUCGAUGCUUUCUCUCAGCCAAGAUGGUCGUAUCAGUCCCCUGACAAUAACCCUGUUGUCGAUUCGGCCAUCAAAGAAGAACCAUCGGCGGCGGAGAACGAUCAAUCAUCGAUUCUACAGUCGCCUCGAAAUUCCAUCCGUCAUGCCAGACACGACUCGUAUCAACGACUCUCGCAGCUUUCCGACGAAGCCAAAAGUGCAAUUCAGAGCCUUGAAGAGGCCACCCGUCCGCGCAGCAAUGGCAGUGUCGCCACCCUUCGGCCUGUUGCUCCGCUGCCGUCUGUGCGAAUGUCUUCUGCAUUCACCGAAGCCGAUUUCGAGAAUGCCAUCCAGAAGUUCACCAGCGAUCGAGAUGCCUUCUUUGUGGAUCUCACCUUCAGUCCAACUGAACCGUCCAAACCCUCUCGUGCCAAGUCACAAGCGAAGACGCAAAAGAUUGUGGCCCAGGACGAGCCGAGUCCGACCUUGAACCGCAACUUCGGCAGCAUCCGUCGACAUAUUUCUUUCAAAGAUAUGGCUAGUGCAAAACGGCAACCAUCUCUGGCUCGACGGGUGUCCACCAGAACCUCACGAAGAAUGAGCAGCUACAACUCGGUCAUUCCUAUUCCGGAGUCUCUUCACAGUUCGCCCGCUCAACACCCUCUGGCGCGGAAAUUCGAGCCUGUCCUUCUCGACAGAUAUCCUCGGUCAAAUACAGGCGAAAACUCCCAAGGAAGAUGUCGGUUUCCCGAUUAUGUACCCAUGUUUGCCUUUCCCAACGACAUCAGGGUCGUCUCUGCAGACAGCAAGCCGAGGUCGACAUGGCAUGAAUUCUCCAUGACUGCGGCAGAUAAUACAAGGCUGACCGGCGUCUGUGUCACAGUUUGGGUUCCUGUGAGCAAUCACAUUGCUUUGGAUUUGGAAAAGAAGUGUGAUGAGUGGCGAAAGGCACAUAUGUCCGAGGCGGAACGGGAAAUGGCGGCCUCGCUGGCUGAAAGACUUACAGUGGAGAGUACAAAGCUAUCUCAACUGCUCGCACAGCUUCCACAAGUGUCUCCUGAUUCAGCAGCAAGAGAAGAACUGGAAGAUGAAAUCAGCGCUGUCGAGGAAAAGAUUGCGGUUAUGUCGGACAUGCUGCGACCGUUACGGCACGGUUCAGUUUCAGAAAUCCAGGGCUUGUCCAGUAGUGAGACACGAUUCUGGAUACCGAGAGCCUACGGAAUCCUGGGAAAAGACAGCACAAUGGCCAGUUUCUACCGACAGUGGUUACGAGCAGUCGUAGUCCCCAUGACGGACGGCGGUAUUUUGAGAGUCCCAGCCAGUUCUCCCAAGGUUGGCAUGUGGCAACCCUUGGAGCAAUAUGUUGCUGCCUUGUGCCUCGACGCUCCUUUGCCGACGUCGUCCAAAGUCCAAAUCCAGACUUCGAUCCGCGAACUUCACCUCUACGCCAAAAAGCAGGCAGCAAACGAACUGCCAGGAAGCAGAACCACUGAUCUGUAUCCCUUGUUCAGAACUCUCACCAUCCCCAACAUCAUCCUUCUUUUUGAAUAUGUCUUGGCCGAAUCCAGGAUCAUCUUAUUAUCUUCCCAUACUUCAAUGUUGCAGCUGGUCAGCAAAGCCAUCUUGGAACUGAUUUGGCCCUUGGAAUGGACCGGAGUCUAUAUCCCUGUGCUCCCAUCACGGCUGGUUCAGGCGCUUGAUGCACCGUGUCCUUACAUCUGCGGCAUCAAUCGCAACUACGAAAAGUAUGACCUUCCUGAAGAUGACUAUGUGCUGGUUGACCUGGAUAAAAACGAGUUGCAUAGCACUUCACCACCCCCUUUCUUGCCCAAACAGCAACGGAGAAAACUCAUGUCUCUGUUACAUCAGGCGGCGCCUCUGCACCAUAGCUUUGGAGUCACGCCCGGUCCACCUGCUUAUGCCGUCGAGACAUUUCCGUUCGAUGCUUUCUCCGGCGAACUCGACACUGUCUUUACCGCGAUUGCCAGAUCGACAAAUCUGGACAAACUAGCCAGCCUUAGUUCAUCCUCCUUCGGUCCGCAUGCCGCGUCCGACACAAUUCGACGGGCGCCGCUGCUGAACGUUUUUCUUGCUUCAGGACCGACCAGAGGAAAAAGCAUUGAUCGUCCCAGAACCUCGUCAACCGCCCGUCAAUCCAGUCAGACAGGUUCGGACGGAUCCCCUGUGGGUGGAAGCUUUCCCCUUCCGCCGGCGUUGCGCAACGACCGCGACUCUGGAUAUGCCCUGCAGACGUCGCUCCGUGAGAAGAGAUCCGGCCAUUUCGAUUCACUCUCCAAGCGCAGCUUCUCUGGGUCGGCCCACAUGAUGCGCAAAUCCAGCCUUCCGUUCGUGCGACACAAUGCCAGUCCUUCAGCAAACUCGUUCUUAGAUGUAAGGAACGGGUCGUCCGCUUAUGCGCCUUCAGUGUAUGCUCAGUCAACAUUGGCAGCAUCGACAAUCAUGCCCGGCAUGCUUGUUCAGCCAGCAGUGAACUCUCCAGGGACAUACUAUGUCGAAGGACACUGUCUUCAAUGGAAGCCUGCCGACGGUCCAUCAACUUGUGUGCUUUGCGAUGAAAGGGCACAGAAUGGGUACUACAGAUGUUCGGGUUGUGGCUUCGUGAUCCACGACCGCUGUGCACCUCAGAUUACGGUGGUUUGCUCGGCCGCUUUCUACCCUGACCAGAUCCGGGCGGCGUUUGUGCGAUGCUUGGCUAGCCUGUUUUACACGUAUCGGAAGUUCAUGAGUCCAGCCCCGCCGUCCAAGCAGAAGGUUGGAGCGGUGUAUUCGUUCGAUCAUGAAGGGUUCGUCAGGAGCCUUCCGCCGGACCAUUCUGCUUACAUGCAGAUGCUGGAACAAACCCAAGCCUGGAACGAGUUCAUUCUUGAGCGUGAGGAGACGGCGUCGAGUCCAGAGAUAGCCUUGUUUGAUGCCAUCAUCACAGCGAAACGCGGUCGUGCUGGCCUGCUGCGGUCCAGUUUGCCCACCAUUGGCCGAAACCGCCGAAGCUUUGUGCAGCGGUCGGUGUCUGCAGCAGGCCUUCCUACUCAGGCGGAUGUUUUGUCAGAUACAUCCCAGCAUCAAUGGCGGAUCGUCUCUGUGCCCGGCAGUUCAGAAAGAACAGACUUGGGUGCUGCAGCUAAGGGGCGGGACUACCACACCAUCAUUACCCGGAUCCCGUCGAAACUGGAAGAAGGUCUGUUCAAACAGAAGCAAGAAGAAAAUGUCCCGGACUUGCCGACCAUCCGCAAAAAGUCAAGACCCAAUCUCCUCAAUGGCAGGAUGAAUGGGCUGAGCAUGAACGCACCAUGAUUGUCCUCGAGCGAACUUGUAUUGUUAUGCCCACUGCCCUCCGUACUUCAUGGGCUGCCUUGGAGAUGGAGAUUUGGUCUGUUUCAACUGACUCUCCGACGAGACAGGAGAUUGCCGGUACUCAGCGAGCCGCGUUCGCCCAUAGAGCUACGCCAUUGGAUAGCAAGCUGACCCAGUACCGCCCUCCCGUCGCGUUUGAGACUAGUUUUGAGGUCUUCUAUUCCUUCCUGGACUCCUUCCAUUUGCUCUACCAAAAAAGCAAUCUGUAUGAUAUCGCGCGGGUUAAUAAUUGGCUUUUGGGGAUGGCCCUGGUUUUUCUCAUCCUUUUCAGGGGCGGCAUGGGCAUCCCAGUAGUUCAGCGAAGUUGACUUAAAGGGCGGUUUGGACUGCAACUUUGCCUCUUCAAGCACAAUUGUAAUGUCGGACACGUUUUCCAAUUGCGCUUCCAGUGCAUACCGCAGUAACGUCGUCCUGCCGUACGGGCCGUGGGUUUUGUCUGGGACCUCUUUCGGCGGCAGUUCGGUAGCUUUGGUGCGCACACUCAGACACGGCUGGGCGAGGAACUGGUACAAUUUUCGGAACGAGCGCACCCUCCCACUGGUAGGGGCAUGUGUCUGUCCGCCGUCGCCGGAAAUGGUCUCUGUGUACGUGACGUUAACGGCGAGGACGUGGUUGCCUUCUUCCUUGAGAUCGAAGCGGGCGAUUGUCUGCAGAGCCGAGCCUGGGCGGCCGUCAUCAUGGCCAUCAACUCGUUCCGUCGGGCUUGCUAUGUGGAGGUCCAACGGGAUUGACUGGGAGGGUGUCUGCAUUUCAGCCAAGAUCUUUGUUCCGGAAACGGUUUUGGUUGGUGUCGUUGUGGUUGUGGUCCCGGUCCCAGUCGGCCCCGGCGGCAAAAGUUCGUUGUUGGCGCACAGCACGCAUGAAAAUGUCUCGCCUACGUGCGCGGAACCGAAGGAUGGCGGCAGGGCUAGGUUGUUGGAUAUUAUGAACUCCUGGUCGACUAGUUUGGACGGGUAUGCUAGGGAGGAGAUAUGGGGGAUUUUGGUCUCGGUCUCGCUUUCGUGCGGGAGUGGGUGUUGGAGCGCCAGGGAUGGUCGGGACAGCCUAGAUUGGAUGAGAGUUGGAUGAUGAAACACAUAACAAACUGGUGGAUUCAGGAUGAAAUUCAGGAAUCAGAGUUGGAUUGUAGUGCCCAGAGGUGUGGUGAGGUGGUUUGACUGAUCGUAGUUGGGAGAAGCACAGUACCUUAACACUUUGACGUUGUAUUAGCAGCAGCCUCAGGUACCUUGGGCAAAGAAUAUUGGAUUGUAAUACAAUAAACAGAACAAAAGAGAGCAGAUGAACACAGGAAAGAAUUGAGUACAGUUACAGUCCG
Molecule: messenger RNA, 5641 nt
Organism: Exophiala dermatitidis NIH/UT8656
Lineage: Eukaryota; Fungi; Ascomycota; Eurotiomycetes; Chaetothyriales; Herpotrichiellaceae
Exons: 1
Coding region: 895-4266 (1123 amino acids)
Biological process (GO): regulation of Rab protein signal transduction
Cellular component (GO): cytoplasmic vesicle
Source: RefSeq, a predicted model, not a curated record